CGAGACUAACAGUUUUAUAUUUGGUACUGUGAAUUCAGAAAUGGCCAGAGAUUCUGUGCUGGACUUAUUGUAUUGUUAUUAUUUGCUGCGCGUACUCUCGGGUUGCUACAACUAAUGCAGGAAAUGGUGCUGACAAUGUCGAAGACUGUCACAGGCUAGACGGGAAUAGCUCAGCUUUCAUCUCCCUCUUCUUGAAUAUAUCAAAGGGUGUAAUUAACAUCGCAGAGACACCCGUUUAUAUAACUUCGUACUCGAUGACUGCAGACUGGCAUGCUCCAAUUCCAAUUGACGACUUUGUUGCAUUGAACACCCAACAGGUUAAGGCAGCGGUGCCGGAAAUAUGUCCCAAACCUGAGACAAUUGGUGGCAUUGAAGUGGCAUGCGGCCCUAUUCUAAGACUUUGUGGCACCUUGGAAAAUGGCACCGAUUCCUAUAGGGCAUCCGUGUUGUUGGUGACGCAAGGUGGAAAACCAAGUAUAACCUACCAGAUCGGCGCUGCUUCAGCAGAUGUCGAGGCUGAGAAUGUCCAAGAUGGCGAGUUUCCGGGAAUGCCCUUCUACGAGACCAAGGGAGGCCUCGAAUUCUGGCGAUUCAAUGUGAAUUUGACCCUUGCCGCGUAUGAGCAAAGGGUGCGGUAUUCGGUCAAUGGUGUUUCCAAGGAAGCGUAUCAAUUCUUCAUUCCUGCUGUGGACGAAUCAAUGAAUGUGAUGUCAUUCUCGUGCAACGGUUUUUCGUUGGCCACAGAUACGUCUUCUUUCAAACUGUCCCUUUGGCUUGACGUAUUGCGCAAGCACUCCACUACCCAACACUACCAUGUCAUGUUAGGCGGUGGAGACCAAAUCUACAAUGAUAGCAUUAAGAUGCACUGUCAAACGUUGGAUCCAUGGCUCAAUUUGCACACUGCCCACCUGAAAAGAGACGUGAGAGCCACUCCAGAAAUGCUCGAAGAUUUCGAAAGUUUCUAUUUAAAAUCUUACCUAGAGUGGUUUGGACAUGGUUACUGGAGAGGCAAGAUAGGCGGAACUUUGCAAAGCAUGUUUCCCUUGACCAUGGCGCAGAUCCCAAGUGUGAACAUUUACGAUGAUCAUGACAUCAUCGAUGGGUUUGGCUCAUACAAAGAUAGAACCAUGGCCCUGGAUGUGUUUUCGUCCAUUGGAAACGUUGCGUACAAGUACUACAUGCUAUUUCAACACCACAUGGCCCCAGACAGUCCCGAACACAUCGACGACCCAUCCUGGAUUCUUUCGAAGAAAGACGGCAUGUUCAUCAAGCAAAAGAGUCAUUCCUGCUUUAUGCGCUUGGGGCGAGAGAUAUCUUUGUUAGGAGUGGACUGUCGUACUGAGCGACGUCUCACAGAGAUUGUAUCUCCCAGUACAUAUGACAUUAUUUUUCUGCGGAUUCAAGCCGAGAUUGAGAAGAGUCCUGAGACCAAACACCUAUUAGUCAUGUUGGGCGUCCCGAUUUUGUAUCCCAGGCUCGUUUGGCUUGAGAAGAUGCUCACAUCUAGAUUACUUAAGCCCAUCAGGGGCUUGGCAACUAGAGGCGUCAUGGCACAAGGUCUCGUUAAUGAGUUCGAUGGGUCUGUCGAGGUUUUGGAUGACCUAAAUGAUCACUGGUGCUCCCACAAUCACAAGGCGGAAAGAAACAAAUUGAUCAAACUGUUGACCGAGUUUGGUGCCAAAAAUGGCGUGCGGGUCACUAUUCUAUCUGGCGACGUCCAUUUGUGUUGUUUCGGGCGUAUGAAAACAAAGAUUCAUCAUCACCCCCAUGCCCACGUGUUAUCUUCGGAAGAUAAGGAGGCACAUAAUCGUGAUGUCACAAAAAAUCCCCAGCAUGACCCGAGAUUGAUCUUCAAUGUGAUUUCCUCUGCUAUCAUCAAUGCCCCACCCCCUGACGCGAUGGCUUCUUUACUCAACAAAACAUCGAAGGUUCAUCACUAUGACAAGUAUACUGACGAAGAUGUCAUUCCGCUUUUCACGUCAAAUCCUGAUGGCUCCGAGCGGGAAAACCACCAGUUUUUGAACAAGAGAAAUUGGAGCGACUUGGUGAUGGUAAAACAAUCACCCUUGUACAAGGGCAAGACUGGCGAGUCCAAAUUCCCUAGCCCAUUGUUCGAAAAGGAUAUCAGUGCCAUGGCACAAAAACCUAUCGACGAUAGAUACAUUAAGUACCCAAUCUUCAAUGAAUCAUUGGUUGCGACUUUGCAUGUUGAGGCUGAUGGGAAUGACCCCGAGGCGUCUACAGCAUCAUACGAGGUGAUGAUUCCUGAUUUACACGGUAAGUUUGAAUUGGAGUCGACGUCUAUCAAGCACGUUCAUUAGUCUGCUUCUUUUGGGGAGUGAAGUAUUACAGCGGUCGCUUUGGUGUUAUGUGACCAAUCGCGAGGUUUCUCUUUCGCUUAUAGACUUUUAGACAUGGGGAACAACUUACCCUGGAUAAUACAAAUUGGCCACCAUUAUCCGGCUAAUUACACAUACUUCAAACUCUAAACUUUUCAUUAUUAUAUACUGCAUCAUCAUCGAAUUUUGUAAGCAUUUCAAUUUUUGAAUAUAUGCCAAGCGUGGAG
Molecule: messenger RNA, 2566 nt
Organism: Metschnikowia bicuspidata var. bicuspidata NRRL YB-4993
Lineage: Eukaryota; Fungi; Ascomycota; Pichiomycetes; Serinales; Metschnikowiaceae
Exons: 1
Coding region: 255-2321 (688 amino acids)
Cellular component (GO): membrane
Source: RefSeq, a predicted model, not a curated record